Molecule: messenger RNA, 1002 nt
Organism: Lindgomyces ingoldianus
Lineage: Eukaryota; Fungi; Ascomycota; Dothideomycetes; Pleosporales; Lindgomycetaceae
Product: putative RTA1 domain protein
Exons: 4
Coding region: 1-1002 (333 amino acids)
Cellular component (GO): membrane
Source: RefSeq, a predicted model, not a curated record
AUGGAAGAUGGACAACCUGUCCCGGGCAGCCUUUUCGUCUAUGCUCCUAACAAGGGAGCACCCAUCUUCUUCAGUCUCGCGUUCGCUGCCUCAGCGGUCGGCCAUAUCUGGCAGUGUUAUCGCUACAACUGCUUCAAACUUAUCGGAUUGCACUCGAUCUGCGCAGUGCUGUUUACUGCCGGCUAUGCUUUGCGGGAAUACGGAUCCUUCAACUAUUUAUACAGCACUCAGAACUUGAUUAUCUACAUCCUUAGUCAAGUUUUCAUAUACGUAUGCCCUCCGCUUCUCGAACUCGCCAACUACCACAUCCUUGGUCGAAUACUCUACUACGUGCCAUACUUGGCACCACUUCCUCCUGGCAGAGUCCUGUCCACUUUUGGUGCUUUAAUAGCGCUUGUUGAGACCCUGAACGCUUUGGGGGUAUCCCUCUCCGCCAACCCGUCCUCAUCACACAGUCAGCAAGAAUUAGGAACCCGCUUGACAAUAGCCGCGCUUGCGAUCCAACUCGUUGUUAUCGUCAUCUUCAUCGCCCUCGCGGCCAUAUUCCAUCGGCGGUGCGCGAAAGCUAAUAUACAUGCCAAGGCUGUAUCGACUCCCCUGAUCACGCUGUAUAUGAGCAUGUUGUUGAUCUUGAUACGCUGCAUCUACCGCCUGAUAGAACACAUGGGUAACACAACGGUGCAACUUGAUGACCUCCAGGCGCUCAAAAACCUGAGUCCCAUUUUGCGAUAUGAGUGGUUUUUCUACAUCUUCGAGGCAGCGCUCAUGCUCACCAACUCUGUUCUAUGGAACGUACGGAAUCCGGGCCGCUAUCUGCCUAGGAACUACCACGUCUAUUUAGCGCAGGAUGGGAGGACUGAAGUCGAAGGGGAAGACCAGUCGGAUGACCGGCCUUUGCUAGCUAAGGUUGGAUCAGUUUUAACGUUUGGUUUCCUUUUCCGCAAGAAGAUUGAGAAUCGACCGUUCGAGGAGCUCCAGAGUUUCCCGGUUUCUAAUCGCUAG